GGGCCGGGGCCGGCGGUCGGCGGCGCCGCCCGUUCAGGUGUCGCGGCGGCUCCACGUCGCCGGGCGGCCCGCGGGGCCGGAGCGGACGGAGCGCGGCGCGGGGCCUGCGGGAGGCCGGGCCGGCCCCAGCGUGCGGAGCGCCGGGCCCCGCGGGGCCAUGGCGGGGCCGGGCCCGGGCGGCGGGGACGCGGACGAGCAGUACGACUUCCUGUUCAAGCUCGUGCUGGUGGGCGACGCGAGCGUGGGCAAGACGAGCGUGGUGCAGCGCUUCAAGACCGGCGCCUUCCCCGAGCGCCAGGGCAGCACCAUCGGCGUGGACUUCACGGUGAAGACGCUGGAGAUCCAGGGCAAGCGGGUCAAGCUGCAGAUCUGGGACACGGCGGGCCAGGAGCGGUUCCGCACCAUCACGCAGAGCUACUACCGCAGCGCCAACGGGGCCAUCCUCGCCUACGACAUCACCAAGAGGAGCUCGUUCCUGUCGGUGCCGCACUGGAUCCAGGACGUGAGGAAGUACGCGGGCGCCAGCAUCGUGCAGCUGCUCAUCGGGAACAAGUCGGACCUGGGCGAGCUCCGGGAGGUCUCCCUGGCGGAGGCGCGGAGCCUGGCGGAGCACUACGACAUCCUGUGCGCCAUCGAGACGUCGGCCAAGGACGCGAGCAACGUGGAGGAGGCCUUCGUGCGCGUGGCCGCGGAGCUCAUUGUCAGGCACGGGGGCCCGAUGAUCAGCGAGAAGGGCACGGACCACAUCCAGCUGGACAGCAAGGACGUCGCGGAGGGCUGGGGCUGCGGGUGCUGACGCGGGCAGGGCAGGGCGGGCGGCCCGGGGGUCCCCACGUCCUUACUGUCCCCAGCCCGGGAUCCUGCAGCCGCGCGUGCAGCGCUGCAGAGUUGCAUCCUCCGCCCGGGUUUUUGCAGGGAAGGGAGAUCCGGGCGCCGUCCGCGGGGGGCCUGGUGGCGCGGGGCAGGGUGUGGGGCCACCCGGCCACCCAGCACCCGGUCCCUCCUCCACGACCUUCACAUUCCAGGGCCCCGGUGGGCGGGGAGGCGACCGGGCAGGUGCCUGUCCCCAGCCGUUUGCUGCCUUGAGUUUGCUGCUGCUUUGGAGGGGUGUGGCCCGUGCCCCCCCUGCCCCCGCCCCGGAUUCUUCCAGAUCAUUCCGGGGCCUGGCACCUAGCAGCGGAGCCCCCCUCCCAGGACAGCCCCCCCCCCCCGGGCUUCCUUCCUUCACUGCCGGCUCCUCUGGGGGGGCCCCUCCCCCCGGGUCGCGCUGCCUUAUCACGACCCCUCCGGAUCUCUGGGCCCCCGCGUAGCUUGUCAUUUCCCUCGGGGCACCCGAGUGGGGUCAGGGCCCCAGCUAGGCAGGGACGGUGUGGCGGCUCGGGUGGGGCGCGGGGUUCUGCCACCCGGGUUGCAAAAGGAGCUGAGACUUUUGGGUGCACGGGGCGGGGGGGGGUGUCCCCACGAGGUCCCCGUGUAGCUUGCGGAGCCUCCAAACAAGCAAGGCACGACCUCGCGGGUCCCCGGCGUGGCCGUUGUCACCCCACCCUGGGCCUGGGCCUGGCGCCGAGGUGAGAAGAAAGAAGGUGGGGACUGCGGGCAACAGCAGCGUCCCUGGGGCCUGUGGCAUCUCAGGGGCUGCGGGGACAGGGGACAGGGGACAGGGAGCCAGGCGACCUUCCCACGCCAAUCCCAGUCCUCCCCUGUCAGCUCAGCUCAGCCUCUGGGCCCUGGGUGUGGCCCCCGAUCCUUUAGAAAUAAACGUGGCCAGGCCACCCCGUGUCACAGUCCGGGUGACCCCGAGCCUCGCGAUCUUUCCGCGGAAGUUUCUGGGCUCACAGGGUCCGGAGGGGCAGAGAGGUUUCACAAAGCCCGACCUCGCAGAGCCCCUGCCGUUUUGGGGGCGUGCACGGGGGUCCCGGGCCUCCUGCCACCUGAGCACAGCUGUUGUCGCCUGCUGGCCACUGGAGAAGCCUGGCUGUCCCCCCCCCCCCCCCGCCGUGUCCUGGCUGGUCCUUCCCCAGGGCGCAGGGAGAGACCAGAACAGAAACCUCCCACCCUCCCUCCACCCCGGCUCCUUCUCAGGGUCACCCUGAGCUGCCCCGAGGAUGCAGGGGACAGCUAGGUGACUGGUGACAGGCUCGUUUGUCACCUGGAACCGAGCAACCUCCAUUGGCACCCCCAGGCGGGAGCCCCGAAGCCCUGCAGAGGCUUGGUUGGAAGCGCGGAGGCGGCCGCUGGCCCCAGCCUGGGCCCCGGGGGACGUCCCUGUCGCUGGUGGGCCUCGCUGGUGGCCUCGGGGCUCCGCCGGCCACCGAGGAAGCUCUGCCUCGACUUCCUCCCUUUGCACGAACCCGAGACGGCAGACGGGCCGGGCGGAGCGGACCCGCCAGCCCACCCUCCACGGCCAAGGGCGAGCCCUGCAGAUGGGGGUCCCCAAAGCCCGUGUCCCGGGGCUCAGCCGGAGUGUCACGCGGAAUGGACGCAAAUCCUGACUCUGAUUCAUAUUGAAUUCGGUUCCGGGUCCCAGGCUGGGGACCCUCUGCCGCCUGCAGGGCCCGGGCAUGCGGGGGGCUGGGGGCUGGGGGGUGGGACGAGGGUGGCAUUUGCAUUUGGUCCUUUUUCACGUUUACCUAUUUAUGAAUUGAGAAAUCUUUCUAUCAGAGCUAUUUUUGGAAACACGGCCAAGUCGCCUUUCUGGAAACUUCCCGCGGAGCCAGAGCGUAUACACCUCCCCGAACCAUUAAACCGGUUUGUCACGA
Molecule: messenger RNA, 2759 nt
Organism: Lemur catta (Ring-tailed lemur)
Lineage: Eukaryota; Metazoa; Chordata; Mammalia; Primates; Lemuridae
Gene: RAB43
Product: RAB43, member RAS oncogene family
Exons: 3
Coding region: 158-796 (212 amino acids)
Cellular component (GO): trans-Golgi network
Molecular function (GO): GTP binding; GTPase activity
Source: RefSeq, a predicted model, not a curated record